Molecule: messenger RNA, 1500 nt
Organism: Taeniopygia guttata (zebra finch)
Lineage: Eukaryota; Metazoa; Chordata; Aves; Passeriformes; Estrildidae
Gene: PACRGL
Product: parkin coregulated like
Source: RefSeq, a predicted model, not a curated record
CUGCCCGGAGCCCGGCCCUGCCCGGAGCCCGGCGUUGCCCGGAGCCCAGUGUGCCCAGGCAGCGGGACCCAGGGACCCAGGGCAGCGGGGCGGCUCCCGCGGGUCCCUGGAUGUCCCGCGGGGCUGAGGAGGGCCGGGCCGGGGGCUCUGUGGGAACUCGCCGGGUUUUCUCUGCCUGAGCCUCUCGGCGGUGACGGCGCUCAGAGCCCCUCUUGUGUUUCUGCCUCUGCACUCCGGGCGAGUCGGCACUCAGCAGGUGCCGCUCUUUUAUUUGAAGCCUGUCAUCUGCCAGUAGAUGGGUCACUUCUGUAUCAAACCUCGCUUGUUUGAUUCACGGCUGUGCUUCACCUGUCUGAUCUCUCUACAAAAACGUGACCCUUCCACCUCCUCACUACACGAGAGCAUUCAUCUCUGAACAGUGAGACCUCCUUGUGAAAAGUACUUUUUCUGGAAGCAAUGUUCUAAGAAUGUCAUCAGGCAUCCAAAUAAAAACAAAGUCUGCAGCCCAGAAAAGCAAGACACGUUCUCCAGAAUCACAGCCAAAGCCUAGUGCCAAGCUGAAUCCUAAAACUAUUGAUCCAUUUCAUGCUUAUUCUCAACCAUCUGCAUUUGCUGCUGCAUAUGCUAGAGGUGGCAUUCCAUGCAGGUUAGUGCAUGGAUCAGUGAAGCACAAACUGCAGUGGGAAUGCCCUCCUGAAACUGUUCCCUUUGAUCUUCUUUUAACAUUGGCAGAGGGACUAAGAGAGACAAAACAUCCUUAUACUUUUGUUUCCAAGGAGGGUUUUAAAGAAUUACUUCUAGUUGAAGGUGCUGCUGAAAAAGCUAUUCCCUUGUUGCCUCGUCUAGUUCCAAUCUUGAAGGCUGCAUUGGCCCAUGCAGAUGAUGAAGUAUUUGGAAGGGGAUUGGAUGCUUUAGUGCAAUUGAGUGCUGUUGUUGGCCCAUCUCUUAAUGAUCAUCUUAAACUUCUACUCACAAAUCUUUUAAAGAGAUUAAUGGACAAGAAAUAUAGAGAAGAAGUUACUGUUGCUUUACAAAAGCUGGAGCACUGUGGUGGAAAGGCAACUGUGGCGAUCAUCAAGUCUAAAAUUCCAACCUAUUGUUCUAUCUACUCUUGAACAAGGAAUCUGUAGUGAUUUAUACUGUAAAGUGAAGUUUGGAAAGAAGCGCUCUGUAAAUAUCACUGACACUUAUUUGGGGUAUAAUAUAUUCUCUUAAAAUACUAAUUAUUCCUCCAUUAGUAUGAUGGAGAGCAGGAGUCUUAUCAGUUUGUGAAUAUGUAAUUAUGGAAGACUUCUCUUUGUAUAUUUGUAUAUGCAUUGGGCUUACAAUGACACUGUUAAUGUGCUAUUAUUUCAAAAAAAGAAUAAAUACUGAUUCUUAUUUAGUUUUUAAUUACAACUUAAUUUAUUAUAUCUGUAGUGCUUAAUAUAUUUCAUAUAUUUGUGUGAUGCAAAAUAAUUUGGUUGUAAUUACUUAAAUAAAAUCUAACUUGGUGCUAAA